This is a messenger RNA of Prunus persica (peach), 2839 nucleotides long. RefSeq names its product probable LRR receptor-like serine/threonine-protein kinase At1g51880. The record is from RefSeq and is a predicted model, not a curated record. Gene Ontology annotation, molecular function: ATP binding; protein binding; protein kinase activity. The coding region runs from base 1 to 2682 and encodes 893 amino acids. Gene Ontology annotation, biological process: protein phosphorylation. The transcript has 13 exons. Lineage: Eukaryota; Viridiplantae; Streptophyta; Magnoliopsida; Rosales; Rosaceae.
AUGGGGCUGAUAUUCAGGCAAUUCCUCAUUGCAUUGCUUGGUGGUUUUCAUCUUCUAGCGCUCCCAGUUCAUGCCCAGACUCAAAAAGGCUUCAUCAGCAUAGACUGCGGCCUACCGGAAACCUCUGCAUACAGUGAGCAAGAAACAGGCAUUAACUUUGUUUCAGAUGCUACUUUCAUAGACACUGGUGAAACUAAGUUCAUACAAUCUAAUGAUUUGCUAACCCUAAACUAUCAGCCCUAUCGGUAUCUGAGGACGUUCCCUCAAGGAAUUAGGAACUGCUACAACAUAAACGUCACAUUUGGGACUGAAUACUUGAUUCGAGCAGGCUUCUAUUAUGGGAAUUAUGAUGCCAAAAAUAAGUUGCCAGAAUUCCAACUUCAUCUUGGACCUAAUUUGUGGGACACAGUGAAUUUCACGUUUUCGUGGGCUGACACAACCAAGGAGAUGAUAUAUGUCCCAGUGAAAAAUUAUAUACAGCUUUGUCUGGUCAACACAAGCAAAGGGGUUCCAUUUAUAUCCACAAUAGAACUCAGACCUUUACCUGCCAAAUCUUAUGUUACACAAACGGGUUCCUUUUUGGGACUUUUCUCGCGGUAUAACACCGGCCCGGUUAAUUUUACAGCAGAUGAUAUCAGGUAUCCAAAUGAUAUUCAUGAUCGCAUCUGGAAGGCUGAUUACCUUGGUGGUUGGGCAGAACUAAGUACCUCACCCAAUCUGUUUACAGACUCCAAUCAAAAUUCUCUCGAAACACCACCUCUUGUCAUGAGCACUGCUGCCACGCCCAAAAAUGCAAGCGAGCCCUUGGAUUUCUACUGGUUUUCUAACGAUAACAGUACGGAAUAUUAUAUUUACAUGCACUUUGCAGAAGUUUUGCAGCUCCAACCCAACCAGUCCAGAAAGUUCAACAUCACUCGCAAUGGGAAGGUCUUUUAUGGGCCAAUGGCUCCUGCGUAUUUAAACACGACCACUAUUUACGGAAGAGUUCGGCCAACCGGGUUUUUAGGACAAUUUUUUUCUUUUUCAAUCUUGAAGACUGAAAAAUCUACCCUUCCACCCAUUCUGAAUGCGUACGAGGUUUAUUCAGUGAACCAAUUGUUAGAACAGGAAACAAGCCAAGCAGAUUUUGAUGCAAUCACAAACAUCAAGUUGGCUUAUCAAAUUAAAAAGAUCAACUGGCAAGGAGAUCCAUGCUCCCCUCAAGUUUACUCGUGGGACGGCCUCAAGUGUAUCUAUCCUACAAAUGCGUCUGCAAGAAUCAUAUCCUUGAACUUGUCCUCAAGUGGAUUAACAGGGGAGAUAGAUCCUUCUCUAUCCAAUCUCGCAAUGAUACAGACUUUGGAUUUAUCUAACAACAAGUUAACAGGACCAGUUCCAGAUUUCUUGUCUCAAUUGCAGAAUUUAACCGUCUUAAACUUAGAACAAAACCAACUCACAGGGCCAGUUCCGGCAGGACUCGUUGAAAGAUGGAAUGAUGGUUUGCUAUCGUUAAGUUUGUGCGAAAAUCCAAAUAUCUCCGGAAAUGUUUAUUGCAACGACAACAAGAAAAAGAAGAAGAAGAAGAAGCAUGGUUUCCUUAUUCCGGUAGUUGUUUCAGUCGUUGGAGUUUCAGUCCUGUUACUAAGUGCAAUAGCUAUCUGGUGGUGGGGUUUUAGAAAGAAAUCAAAACAACGAGAUAAUGUCUCAGAAGCACAACCGACCAUUCAACUAGAGUCCACAAAGCGACAACUUACAUGCUCUGAGAUACUACAGAUCACAAACAACUUUGAAAGGGUUCUUGGAAGAGGUGGAUUUGGAACAGUUUAUCAUGGCUACGUAGGCGAUACUCAAGUAGCUGUUAAGAUGCUUUCGCCAUCAUCGGUCCAAGGGUUUCAACAAUUUCAUUCAGAGGUUAAUCUUCUGACGAGAGUUCAUCAUAGAAACUUGACUAGCCUUGUUGGGUAUUGCGAAGAUGAAACAAAAAUUGGGCUGGUCUACGAGUACAUGGCCAAUGGAAACUUACAAGAGUGCCUUUCAGGUUCAGAUAGAAAUAUCUUGAGUUGGGAAGAUAGACUUAGAAUAGCAGUAGACGCCGCACAAGGACUGGAGUAUCUGCACUAUGGUUGUAAGCCACCUAUAAUCCACAGGGAUGUAAAAUCAACAAACAUCUUGCUGAGUGAAAACUUCCAAGCCAAACUAUCCGAUUUUGGCCUAUCCAGAAUCUUCCCUACCGAUACUGGGACUCAUAUAUCAACAGUUGUUGCUGGAACUCCUGGGUACCUUGACCCUGAUUACUACGCGUCAAACAGGUUAAAUGAGAAAAGUGAUGUCUAUAGCUUUGGGAUUGUACUGUUGGAGAUUAUCACAAGUCGUCCUGUUUUUUCGAAAACACAUGAGAAGAUAUACAUCAGUGAAUGGGUUGGCUUCAUGCUUGCAAAUGGAGACAUUUAUAGCAUUCUUGAUCCCAGGCUAGGAGGAAAUUUCAAUACUAACUCUGUCUGGAAAGCUGUUGAAAUAGCAAUGGCAUGUGUAUGUAAAGAUUCCAUCGAAAGGCCGAUCAUGAGCCAGGUAGUGGUGGAACUGAAGGAGUGUUUGGCAAUGGAACUGGCAAGAACAAAGCAGAGCCAUCAAACCGAAUCUAUAAAUUCCAUUGGGAUAAUGCCUAACAAUUCCAUUGCUAUGCUACAUCCCUCUGUUAGGUAGUAGUAUUUAUCGUGAGAAAAUUACCAUGUAUUGCAUUUUCCUCUUUGUAAUAGAUACCAUAAUAUCUAUGGAUCGCAACUAUUUCAUAGUCACAUAAACGGAUCUUCUUGACAGAGGAGGCUGGCUGCAUGUGAAGGAUUUUGAUUUAUUCAUCCUG